Molecule: messenger RNA, 1686 nt
Organism: Lemur catta (Ring-tailed lemur)
Lineage: Eukaryota; Metazoa; Chordata; Mammalia; Primates; Lemuridae
Gene: AVPR2
Product: arginine vasopressin receptor 2
Exons: 4
Coding region: 191-1306 (371 amino acids)
Biological process (GO): G protein-coupled receptor signaling pathway; regulation of systemic arterial blood pressure by vasopressin; positive regulation of vasoconstriction
Cellular component (GO): membrane
Molecular function (GO): vasopressin receptor activity; peptide binding
Source: RefSeq, a predicted model, not a curated record
AGCAGCCCGGCCAGGGAAAAGGAGUGAAGCUCUGCCGCGAAAAAGCUGCGUGAUCCUGCGCCAGGCCCACCCAUCUGUGGCCUCGGUUUCCCCGCUUAUAGAAUGGAGGUGCUGAGCUAAGUCAUCUCCCGGAGCACGGCCAGGCCAGAUGGUCUGAUAAGGCAUUCAGGACACCUGCCUCGGCCCCACCAUGUUCGUGGCGUCCACCACCUCGGCUGUGUCAGGGCCCGUCUCUCCACCCAGCCUGCCCGGCAACGGCAGUCAGCAGCCACCGCUGGACACCCGGGACCCGUUGCUAGCCCGGGCAGAGCUGGCCCUGCUGUCCACGGUGUUCGUGGCCGUGGCCCUGAGCAAUGGCCUGGUGCUGGGGGUCCUGGCACGGCGGGGCCGGCGAGGCCGCUGGGCGCCCAUGCACGUCUUCAUCGGCCACUUGUGCCUGGCCGACCUGGCCGUGGCUCUGUUCCAAGUGCUGCCUCAGCUGGCCUGGGAUGCCACUGACCGCUUCCACGGGCCCGAUGCCCUGUGUCGGGCUGUCAAGUACCUGCAGAUGGUGGGCAUGUACGCCUCCUCCUACAUGAUACUGGCCAUGACGCUGGACCGCCACCGUGCCAUCUGCCGUCCCAUGCUGGCAUACCGCCACGGAGGUGGGGCUCACUGGAACCGGCCAGUGCUGGUGGCCUGGGCCUUCUCGCUCCUUCUCAGCCUGCCCCAGCUCUUCAUCUUUGCCCAGCGUGAUGUGGGAGAUGGCAGUGGGGUCCUCGACUGCUGGGCCCACUUUGCGGAGCCCUGGGGCCUUCGUGCCUAUGUCACCUGGAUUGCCCUGAUGGUGUUCGUGGCACCUGCCCUGGGUAUUGCCGCCUGCCAGGUCCUCAUAUUCAGGGAGAUUCAUGCCAGUCUGGUGCCGGGGCCGUCAGAGAGGGCUGGGGGGCGCCGUGGCGGGUGCCGGACAGGCAGUGCCGGCGAGGGAGCCCGGGUGUCGGCAGCCGUGACCAAGACUGUGAGGAUGACACUGGUGAUUGUGAUUGUCUACGUGCUGUGCUGGGCGCCCUUCUUCCUCGUGCAGCUGUGGGCAGCGUGGGACCCGGAGGCGCCUCGGGAAGGGCCACCCUUCGUACUGCUCAUGCUGCUGGCCAGCCUCAACAGCUGCACCAACCCUUGGAUCUACGCCUCCUUCAGCAGCAGCGUGUCCUCGGAGCUGCGCAGCCUGCUCUGCUGCGCCCGUGGGCGCACCCCGCCCGGCCUGGGGCCCCCAGACGAGUCCUGUGCCACUGCCAGCUCCUCCCUGGCCAAAGACACUUCUCCCUGAGGGGCCAGCGACUGCCUUCCUUCCAGAGGUGCUACGAGCUCAGCUGCCUGGGGGAUUGUCAUGGAGAAUCGGUCACAGCCUGUGGCCCCAGACAAGCCUCACCAUCCCCAGCUCGUCCCGGGAGCUCGAACAGGCCUCAGCGCCAGGACGUAAGGCCGAGGGGCCCCUUAGGUUAGCCCCUCCAUGCCAGGCCCUGGGCAACCCGGGAGCACGUGCCCGCCACCCUGGCAGUAACCGCCAGGUGAGACAGGCGCCCUGGGCAGCCAGAGAGGAAGGACCAGGGUGAGGCCAGGGCACCCUCCUAUCCACGCCUCCCUAGUCCCUCCCUUCUUCUCUCCCUCCUCAUUCUCUCCUUAAUAAAAGUCGCAGCUCAUCUUCCA